This is a messenger RNA of Lolium rigidum, 1504 nucleotides long. RefSeq names its product probable glucan endo-1,6-beta-glucosidase B. Gene Ontology annotation, cellular component: extracellular region; cell surface. Gene Ontology annotation, biological process: glucan catabolic process. NCBI's taxonomy places the organism in Eukaryota, Viridiplantae, Streptophyta, Magnoliopsida, Poales, Poaceae. Gene Ontology annotation, molecular function: beta-glucosidase activity. Bases 44 to 1309 code for a protein of 421 amino acids. The record is from RefSeq and is a predicted model, not a curated record. The transcript has 2 exons.
CAUCCUGUCCUCCAGAGCAGUAGAGCGCUCAGCAGCAGACGGGAUGCAUCGUUCUCUCGUUAUUAUCCCGGCGCUCCUGCUCCUGGCCGGUGCUGUCUCGGCCUGGCUUCCCAAGGAGCACGACUUGGCUGCUUUCAAGGGCAUCAACAAGAUCAGGGGCGUUAAUUUGGGCGGCUGGCUCAUCUGUGAGCCGUGGAUGAUGCGUGACGAGUGGGACAACGUCAUGGGUUGCAAGGGGGCUGCCUCCGAGUUCGACUGCAUGCUGAACAAUUACGGUGGAAGCAAACGAGACGCGGGCAACGACAAGUUCGAGACUCACUGGAAGACUUGGAUCAAUGCCGCCAGCAUCCAAUCAGCCCACGAUGUUGGCCUGAACACGAUUCGCAUUCCCAUCGGGUACUGGUCUAACGUAGACAUUGUCGACAAGGCCAGCGAGCACUUUGCCGACGGCAACAGGAUGCUCCCCUACCUGGACGCCGUCGUACAAAAGGCCGCUGACCUCGGCAUGUAUGUCAUCAUCGAUCUGCAUGGAGCUCCCGGUGGCCAGCAAGAGGACGUCUUUACUGGCCAGAACAACAAGCCAGCCGGUUUCUUCAACGACUACGACUUUGACCGCGCCCAGAAGUGGAUGUCGUGGAUGACCAAGCGCAUCCACACAAACCCCGCCUACGCUACCGUCGGCAUGAUUGAGGUUCUCAACGAGCCCGUCUCCAUGCACGACAAAAAUGGCGGCACACGGUACCCUGCCGCCGGUGAGGUGCCCGGGCUGAUCCAGAAGUACUACCCAGGCGCUCUGAAGGCGGUCCGAGAUGCCGAAGCAUCGCUCGGCGUGGCUCAAGGCAAGAAGCUCCACGUGCAAUUCAUGUCCAUGAAAAUGAAAUGGGAAUCAGGCAACCCACGCGACGACCCUGCCGUGGCCAACGACAAGCUGACGGCGUUCGAUGACCACAACUACAUUAGCUUUGGCUUUGAUGCCCCCCAGGACAAGGGCAACCGGGUCAAGCUCAUGAAGAGGGCCUGCACGGACAGUCGGGUCGUGGACGGACAGACGUUCGCCAUUACCGGCGAGUGGAGCAUGACAUCGAACGUGAGCGCCGACGACACAGACUUCUUCCACAAGUUUUUCACGGCCCAGCAGCAGCUCUACGAGAAGCCUGGAAUGAGUGGCUGGGUGUACUGGACGUGGAAGACGCAGUUGAAUGAUCCUCGUUGGACGUACUCUGACGCCACGUACCGUAAACUGAUCCCCACAGACGCCGCUGGCUUGGAAAUGAAUGUGUAUCAAGAUGUCUGCUCCAAUUAUACAUGAUAGAGUCAGACACGUACUUUUUAGAUUACGUCUAAUUGAUACUACAUCUUAGUAUUAAUUAAUGUGCCGUCAGUUUUUCCCUUAAGCUAGCAUGCAUGCAAAUUUUAUAGUUUGGGAUUUGAAUUUCUACGAGGAAAUUGAAACCUAUUCCUGUAAAAUUCUUACCAGAUUUCAAUGUUCCAAAAUUCCAGAAUA